AUGUCUUCAAAACGAGUCUCCGAAGCCAGGGGGCAGCGAGGAGUCCAGGGCGCCUGGAACCACCAAGCCCAAUCAGCCCUGUUCCUCCCCGCCCCGGCGGGUAGUGAGUUCACUAGACCAGGGCGUAUCCCCGGCCAAGCAACGCACACUGGCGAUCCUCACUCGAAAAGGAGUCAGGCACAAUCGGGCUGGCCCAACAGCGCAGCAAUCGAUGCGCUGGCGACUAACGUGGCCGGUGCUUUGUUUGUGGGCUGGCGGCGUGUCGAAGUGAGUCGUGACUCGUGA
This is a messenger RNA of Aspergillus sclerotioniger CBS 115572, 285 nucleotides long. RefSeq lists its product as uncharacterized. The record is from RefSeq and is a predicted model, not a curated record. Lineage: Eukaryota; Fungi; Ascomycota; Eurotiomycetes; Eurotiales; Aspergillaceae. Bases 1 to 285 code for a protein of 94 amino acids. The transcript has 2 exons.